Messenger RNA from Anopheles cruzii, 417 nucleotides. RefSeq lists its product as uncharacterized. The record is from RefSeq and is a predicted model, not a curated record. The transcript is spliced from 2 exons. NCBI's taxonomy places the organism in Eukaryota, Metazoa, Arthropoda, Insecta, Diptera, Culicidae. Bases 1 to 417 code for a protein of 138 amino acids.
AUGUGGUCGAACCGUUCGAUGCUGGCGCUUAUGUUGGGCUUACUGUUGUUGUCGCCGGUGUACCAUCGUGUCGUCGUCGUCGCCGCCAGUGGGCGGCUGAACGAUGAGUUUGUUUGGGGAUUUUACGACGACAGCACCCAGCGCGUCUGCCACUCGCAGUCCGUCAUCGUCCCGCCGACCUGGGAGGCAUUUUUCGCGCUCUUUCGUCCGGUCACACGGCUGGUUACCUUCACGCCGCCAGGUGCGGGCCAGUCGGUGCGCUACAUCCGUGUCUGGACCGAUGCGCCGUGGUACCGGUUUCGUGCCGAGCUGGUGCUCGGUGGCGUCGGCACGAAGGCACCCAUCACGACGGCGAUCCAGCUGAGCCGCCACUGGAUGCUGUUUGCGAAUGUCGUGAUUUACUGCUCGACUUCCUAG